Messenger RNA from Mesorhabditis spiculigera, 672 nucleotides. The record is from the annotation of a GenBank genome assembly. Lineage: Eukaryota; Metazoa; Nematoda; Chromadorea; Rhabditida; Rhabditidae.
AUGGUCGACGCGUGCGGUCGUUUCUGCUCGCAGCCGACGUCCGACAUGCCGGAGCUGCUCGUCUCGUUGUGCUACUACUCGGAUCAUGGGCGUUUGAUCGUGGGCGUGGAGCGCGGCUCGUUCCCACACAAAGACGGCGAGACCACGAGGACGCCCGAUACGUUCGUGAAGAUCGUUGCGCAAGCAGAGUACGGGUCUGAGAUAGGAAAACAGAAGACGGAGACCGUGAAAGGGAGUACUGAGCCUAGAUAUGAUUAUAGUGCUUCGUUCCAGAUACCCCAGCACGAGCUCGAGACGACCUCGAUCGUGCUUCAGGUUUGGACCUGGAUUGGUGUCUUGCGGAGAAAGUCACAGAUCGGCUGGUUUGCCCUUGGCUUGAAUAGCUCGUCAUCUGAUGCCCAGGAGCACUGGAGCCAAAUGAUUCAGUACGAUGCCCCCGCCGGACCGAAUAUGGCUGAGCUGGAGGCCCGUGUUGCUCGUCUCAAGCUGGAUAUGGAGAAGAGGGCCGUGUUUGACCAGAAGCUCCUGAAACACGCCGGCGAGGUCAUCGCCGAGCAUCGCGCCGCCCGUCUCCGCGUGAAGAGCUACAAGUCUACCGCGGCCGCCAUCCGCGAAGAAGCCGCCAAGAUCUUCUUCGGGAACCACGACGACACCCCUCCGACCAAAGAGGGA